AUGACGUGGCGUGGCCAUUCCUUCUCCGGCUGUCCUGACAGCGUGUCCUUACUGGGCCUCCCCUCGCCGCUGCUCUUUUCCCUCCUAUCAUUUGAAGAGGAGAGACACCACAGUCCUGACUUGAGGAGCCCCGUGUCCGCCCAGGCCGUGGUGAAGCAACCCACGCGCGGAGCCAGCGCGAGGACGGUGGUCACGGCCAUCGUGCCGACCGGUGGGGACUGGAGCACCGGCCUCUUCAGCGUCUGCAGAGACAGGAAAAUCUGUUUCUGUGGUCUAUUUUGUCCCAUGUGUCUGGAAUGUGACAUCGCCAGGCAUUAUGGAGAAUGUCUUUGUUGGCCCCUGCUACCCGGGUCUACCUUCGCGUUGAGAAUUGGCACCAGAGAGAGACAUAAAAUCCAGGGCACCUUGUGCGAGGAUUGGCUGGCGGUGCACUGCUGUUGGCCUUGUUCCAUCUGUCAGGUGGCCCGGGAACUCAAGAUGAGAACCUCCCAGCUCUAUGAAAUCUGUGAAGUCCCUUCAACUAAGGACACCCUGGUCUGACAGAACAAGGUCACUCCUUUUUCUUAUUCCUUUCUCCGCCCCCCCCUCCAAUCCCUUUCAGUAGAUUCUUGACUUUUCACUCAGAUAGUAGAAAAAUAAAUGAUAUCUUCCAUGGCCACCUCUGUUGUUGUUGUUUUCUUUACAUAUUUCCAGAUGAAAACUUUAGUAAAUAGUUUGAAUUUGCUAUCCCAGGGCAGCCUUACAAAGUGUAUUCCAGCUUGCCUCUUACCUGUAAUCCUAGCU
This is a messenger RNA of Perognathus longimembris pacificus (Pacific pocket mouse), 783 nucleotides long. RefSeq names its product PLAC8 like 1 (gene Plac8l1). The transcript is spliced from 4 exons. The record is from RefSeq and is a predicted model, not a curated record. The coding region runs from base 1 to 540 and encodes 179 amino acids. Lineage: Eukaryota; Metazoa; Chordata; Mammalia; Rodentia; Heteromyidae.